GCACGCUGACUAUUUGUAGAAAAAGUUGACACAUCACAUGCACAAGCUUACAUCGCACAACGAACAAAUGCAUCAUCACACGCGGCGCACAGACAUGACAGAUGGGGUUUUUAUUUCUCGAUACCUUUUGAUUAACAUGAGCCUCAGUUCAUCAAGAUGCAACUUCUAAGGUAUCUGGGACAACUUCUUUAAUCUCAUCAACAUGGGAAAGAACACGAGAGGCAAGACACAGCUUGAGGUGCGCGUGGACUCUGCCCUGCACAGCAUCGCGCCUCCCAAGCUAACUCGAUCCUCCUGGUGCAAUACAUGCCUAGUGGCCGUCAAGACUGUAGCGUUAGUCUUGUUCUUCUACAGCUGUUCCAUCAGCUUGACGUUCUACAACAAGUGGUUGUUUCAGAAUUUUAAGUUUCCACUGUUCGUCACCAUCAUUCAUCUAGCCAUCAAGUUUGUUAUCGCUGCAGUGGUACGGACAUGUCUUGGUUGUGUAGCUAAAAGGAACAACAUCAUCCUCCCGUGGUCUGUCUAUAUGAAGAGAGUUGCCCCUACUGGUUUCAGUAGUGUUCUGGACAUCGGACUAUCCAAUUGGAGCCUGUUGUACAUCACUGUGUCACUCUACACAAUGUCUAAAUCUACAGCUAUCAUCUUCAUUCUAGUAUUUGCAAUAUUGUUCGGUCUUCAACGAGCGCAUUUCUGCCAGAUCAUCAUUGUCCUGUUCAUAGCCGGGGGGUUGUUCAUGUUCACCUACGAGUCCACUCAGUUCAACGGUGAGGGGUUCACCUUGGUCAUCAUAGCCGCUGUGCUAAGCGGGUUGAGGUGGUCUUUAGCACAGAUACUCACCCAGGAAGAAGAACUAGGUCUUUCAAAUCCAGUGGACCUGAUAUACCACCUUCAGCCUGUCAUGAUUCUGGGACUGAUGCCGUUUGCAUUAUUUGUAGAAGGUUUACACAUAUCCUCCACCAAGUUAUUCCUGGGCUUUGAGGACAUUCAUGUCUUCCUGCAUACGUGGUUGACGAUCCUCUUUGGUGCUGUGUUGGCAUUUAUGCUUGCCAUGUCGGAAUUCUUGCUGCUGUCAAGAACGUCCAGCCUCACUCUCUCUAUAUCAGGAAUAUUUAAGGAAAUCUGCACUCUGUAUAUUGCAUCCGAGUACAGCAACGACAAAAUGUCUCUGCUCAACUUUUUUGGAAUGCUGAUCUGUCUGUCGGGCAUUGGACUCCAUGUUAUCCUGAAGACGAUUGCCUCCAAAGCUAUUACAAACUCCAAGAAUGGCGUAUCCCGUAACGAUGACCACGAGCAGCUGCUCAUGAACGAUGGGACAGCUAAUGAUGACGAAGAUGAAGAAGAAAUAUUUAGUGCUAAAAGAAUGCAUGUUACAAGGUUAUAGUGUUAAAUCAACCCUUGCAAUAAUACUCUUCAGUGGAGGAUCUAGUAUUUAUGGAAAGGGGGUGGGGGUGGGGGUGCAAAAAUGGAGACGAAACCCAAACAUACAAGCAGGACAUAUAUUUGCUCAUACGGAUGACAAUUUUUGUCUUUGAAGUGAUGAACCAGUUGACAGUAGAAGAAACAGGGAACAAAAAACAAGACGUACCUCCUAAAAAAAAUAUUGUGAAAAAAUAUAAAUAUCUUUAUAGGUGCUAUAUCCUUUCUCUGUACAUAAUUUUGAUUACGUGUGCUAGACGACAUUUUCUAUUGAAAAUAGUCAUAAGAUGGUAGAAAAAAAUUUUAAACUCAGAAUGUUUCUGUUUCUUUUGCUAACAUUUCCCGUUCUUUUUGGAACACUUCUGUUCUUUUGGAGAAAAAAAAAUACUGUAACUUAUGGAUCAUUCCUGUUUCUUGGAACACUCUUGUUUUUUUGGGACCUUUUUUUUUUGGGUGGAACAAUCCUGUUACUUUUAGAAUAACCCAGUUCAUAUUGAAACACUUCUGUUAUUAAGUUUAGAGCACCCCUGAUCCUUCCGUUAUAAUAAAAAGAGCCUGUAAAUUGGACCCUUUCUCAUCUUGUAUUGUCAAUUUUAAUAACAUGUUGAAUAAUGAACCCCAUCUCCCCUGCCCAUAAAAUGUUGGUUUCUUUUAGUUAAUAAAUAUUUUCUUUGUAUUACAUUGUUUGGCAUCUCCAAACGUAUUUACAACUCUUGAUAUUUUUCCAGAAUUUUCAAGUUGUCUAUUUAAUAAAUUAAUUUUUUUUUUUUUUUUUUUGGUUAUAAAUAAAUACAAAUUUUCAUCAUAAUGUGUUACUAUUUUAGUAA
Molecule: messenger RNA, 2243 nt
Organism: Patiria miniata (bat star)
Lineage: Eukaryota; Metazoa; Echinodermata; Asteroidea; Valvatida; Asterinidae
Gene: slc35c2
Product: solute carrier family 35 member C2-like
Exons: 9
Coding region: 203-1381 (392 amino acids)
Biological process (GO): UDP-glucose transmembrane transport
Cellular component (GO): Golgi apparatus; endoplasmic reticulum-Golgi intermediate compartment; cis-Golgi network
Molecular function (GO): antiporter activity
Source: RefSeq, a predicted model, not a curated record